AUGGGAAAAAUCGACAAAUAUUUGAUGAUAAUCAUUUCCCAACAUUUUAAGAAUAUCACAGACUUCAUCAAUGUCGAGUUUGUAUGCAAAAAGUAUGCUAACAACAUGGCUAGGUUCCAUUACAACCCGAUUCCUCUAACAUUAAAAACAAGACAAUUCUUUCCAAAUUUGAAAAUCCUCCAUUUGUAUGCGAAAGACGAUUUAUUGUUCACUGAUUAUAAAAUCACUUCACACCAUGUUGAAUACAAAAUGAAAUUAAAAUGUUCUGAUUUUGAAGAGAAGACACUUUCUGAUAUUUUAGACAGAGCAUUUCCAACAACAUAUCGCAGAAUAUGUUACACUGGAUAUAACAAAGGUGAUGUUGUGACGAUACCAGAUGGUGUUCAGAGUCUUUCAAAGUGGUGUUUAGACAUGUGCAAUGCACAGACAAUUCACAUUCCAGAGAGUGUGGUGGAGAUAGGGAGGUCGACGUUUGAGUGUUGUAACAUGGUGGAGCACUUGUACCUCCCUUCACACCUCACAAAACUGAGUGGUGCGUUCACAUAUGUCUACAAAUUGAAAGACCUUGUCAUUCCGUCACUUGUGACAACCCUUCACAGUUGUCUCUUUGUGGAAUGCACAGAACUCACUAAAGUCGAAUUUUCAAGUGACAUCACCACACUUCCUGAAUAUCUCUUUUAUUUGUCAGGAAAAGGAAAAUAUGAAGUGCCAAAUACAAUCACAAAGUUGGACGAUUAUGCAUUUGCCGAGUGCAAUUGGGCGACUGUUAUUGUACAUGAAAAUGUGGCUCAAUUUGGCGUUGGAUUAUUCCAAGAUGCGCACGUCGAAGUUGUGGAACUGCCCAACACGAUGUCUGAAAUUGGCGAUGAAAUGUUUAGAGAAUGUGCUUCUUUGAAAGAAGUAAAAAUGCCAAACAAGUUGACACGAAUAGGAAUUAACUGUUUUGUUGGGUGCACAAAUUUGAAACAAAUACAAUUGCCAACUUCAAUUCAAAUAUUAGACGACAACAGUCUUGGUGAUGUUGAAGUCAGUAACACAUACUCCGAGUUUGAAGUGUUGCAACACGUCGGUAAAAACGUGUUGAAUAAAUUCCACUUCACAACUUUUGUACUUCCAGAAGACGUUAAAGACGCAAAUUCGUAUUUUGAGAAUUGCAAAGAGCUCGCAACUGUCACUUUCAAUCAAUCAAUUUGUGAGUUGAACAGAACAUUUUGUUGUUGUAAAAGUCUCAAAGAAGUUGUCAUUCCCGAAACCAUCACUCAAAUUGGCGAUUUUUGUUUUUCAAAGUGCACUUCACUCACACACGUCGACCUUCCACAAAACAUAUGUACACUUGGCGAUUCUACAUUUGAGAGUUGUGUGGCUUUGAAUGUAUUGGCACUCCCACAUAACGUCACAAAACUUGGAAAUAAAUGCUUCAAAAACUGCAAAUUACUUUCACGCAUCAAUACACGACACAUCAUAAAUAUGGGCAAAUCAUGCUUUAAAAACUGCACACAACUCAGUGCAAUAACUGUGAAAUCAACAACGCGAUAUGGAAUAUCAUGCUUCGCACACUGCAACCUGAAGGAUGUUGUCUUUCCAAAAGAAGUGGUGACGUCGUAUGUGAGUUCCGAAGAGAGGUUUUGCAAUUUUGACACACACAUUGUCGACUUUGGUUUGAAAAUGUUUGUGUCAGCAACUUCGCUGCAGUCCGUAGCAUUGCCAACAAACAUCGAUGUGUUACCCAAUAUGAUGUUUAGUGGGUGUGUUGCACUUUCAUCGGUCAAAGGCACCAACCACGUCACUGAGAUUGGCAAUUCGUCUUUUGCAAAUUGCUGCCGUCUCACUGAAAUUCAAUUAGAAAAGGUUGUUAGCUUUGGUAACAGUGCGCUCUGUGGUGUUGGCAUCACACACAUCAAUUUCAACACACAAACAACACGACUUGGCGAAUGUUGUUUGUCAAACACGCCAAUCACACACAUUGAAAUACCAGAAGCUGUUUGUGAGAUGUACAAGAUGCUUGCAGACUGCGACAAACUGGAGGAUGUCACUUUAUACAGCGAUUAUCUGUACGCCCCUCUGAUAUUCAGUCGGUGCACUUCUCUCAAAACAGUCACUUUUGCAAAUGACACCAACAUCAUCAAAACUGACAUCUUCAAGGAUUGCGUCUUGUUGGAGAAAGUCGUGUUUUUUGGUGAAAUCAGUGAUAUUGGUAAUCAUCUCUUCAAAGAGAAGACUAAAUUGCAGGAAGUCUACUUCCCAUCGACGUUGACACACAUCGGGCGUGAUGUGUUUUCUGGGUGCGAACAGCUGACCAAAGUGGGCGACUGUCAACGCGUCCAAAUCAUUUCACAAAAGGCGUUUCAAAACUGCAAAAGUCUGAAGGAGAUGAACUUGUCGUCACAUCUCAAAAAGAUAGAGAUGAAUGCAUUUGUUGGAUGCACAAGUCUGGAAACCGAAUUCUGCAAUACAUUUGGAAUUACUACUGAAAUAUUACCAACAAAACAAACGAAAAAGUAA
Messenger RNA from Entamoeba invadens IP1, 2502 nucleotides. RefSeq lists its product as hypothetical. Lineage: Eukaryota; Evosea; Mastigamoebida; Endamoebidae. The transcript has a single exon. The coding region runs from base 1 to 2502 and encodes 833 amino acids. The record is from RefSeq and is a predicted model, not a curated record.